AUGUUGGUUUCUGGGAGAGUACUCAAGUCUUGGUGUCGUCAACAGCAACGUGUGUUUGUACGCCACUAUGCACGUGUGGAAAGUGUGCGAUUGUCAAAAUUUGAAGACCAACGACUCGAUUAUCAGCGAUUGACUGAAAAUUUGGAACGUGUUCGCAAAACAUACGACAAAUCAUCCCAUCUGACACUUGCGGAGAAAAUUCUCUAUGCGCAUUUGCCGACACAACGCCACUCAAAGCGAGAGGAUCAAGAAGAUGGACUCCCAGGAACAACAAUGACACAGCAACAGGGUGGUGAUUCAUAUCUGCAUGUGGAUGUAGAUCGGGUAGCCUGUAAUGAUGCAGCCGCUCAAAUGGCAUUAUUGCAGCUGAUGGCAGCAGGAUUGGGAAGAACCAAGGUGCCGACAACAGUGCAUUGUGAUCAUCUUAUCGAAGCACAACAUAACGCCAGCAGGGAUUUGGGUCCUGCUGAGGGAUUACACAAGGAGGUAUACGAAUUCUUGGCAGCAGCAUCAGCCAAACAUGGUAUUGGAUUCUGGAAACCUGGGUCGGGUAUCAUGCAUCAACUCGUACUUGAGCAUUACGCAUUCCCUGGUGGUUUACUUUUGGGCACGGAUGGGCAUACACCUCAUGCUGGUGGUCUUGGUAUGCUUGGCUUUGCAGCGGGUGGUGCAGAUGCAGUACAUGUCAUGGCUGGUGAUCCAUAUGAACUUAAACAACCUCGUGUCAUUGGUGUACGAUUGGAAGGUCAAUUAUCAGGAUGGGCAUCCCCAAAAGAUAUCAUCCUUACCGUAGCGGGUCAUCUCAAAGGCAAAGGUGCUGAAGGUGCAAUUCUUGAAUACCAUGGCCCAGCAGCAGAUACAUUAUCAUGCUCAGGGAUGGCAACCGUGUGCAACAUGGGAGGCGAGAUUGGUGCCGCCUCCUCCUUGUUUCCAUUCAGCCAACGUAUGCAUGACUAUCUUUGUGCAACCAAUCGUCAUGAUGUUGCCUAUGCUGCUCAAUCGGUGGCAGACACUUUUCUACGACCUGAUGAGGAUGCCAAGUAUGAUGAUGUGAUUGAGAUCCACCUUGAUCGUUUGGAGCCCCAUAUCAAUGGUCCAUUUACUCCGGAUUUGACAACGCCUGUUGCCGAUUUUAAAAACAAGCUCAGUCACGAGGAUUGGCCACAAGCUCUUAGUGCCGCACUCAUUGGCUCAUGCUCAAAUGGAUCUUAUCAAGACAUGAAUCGUGCUGCACACAUUGCACGUCAAGCAGCUGAAAGAGGUCUCAAGGUCAAGGUGCCAUUCCUAGUGUCUCCUGGUUCCGAACAAGUACGAGCUACGCUUGAACGUGAUGGCCAUCUCGAUUUAUUCGAUCAAGUGGGUGGUUCAUUACUUGCCAAUGCUUGUGGCCCAUGUGCAGGUCAAUGGGAUAGGAGUGCUACUAGCAAAGACAAGAAACAAGAUACCUAUGAUGCUCCAUGGAACUCAAUUAUCUCCUCCUACAAUCGCAAUUUCCGUGGCAUCAAUGAUGGCAAUCCCAAUACCCAUGCAUUUAUCGCAUCACCCGAGAUUGUGAUGGCAAUGGCAUUUGCAGGCAAAUUGACAUUCAAUCCUAUGAGAGAUCGCAUUGUCGGUGUGGAUGGCAUACCUUUCAAAUUCCAACCUCCUAGUAUGGAUCAAGCUAGUGAUGAUGACCUUCCACAAAAGGGCGAUUAUUGCAAUGGCGAUGAUCAUCGAUACUACCAACCACCUACUGAUGAUGGCGCAGCAGCCUUAUUGGACGUACAUGUGCAUCCACAAUCACAACGACUUCAGCUGUUGGAACCAUUUGCUGCUUGGGAUCAGAAAGAUAUCGAGCAAGUACCCAUUUUGAUCAAGGUACAAGGCCAAUGCACAGCUGAGCACAUUUCCAUGGCGGGUCCAUGGCUAAAGUAUCGGGGGCAUUUGGACAAUAUUGCAAACAACCUUUUGAUCGGUGCAAGGAAUGCUGAAAAUGGUGAAAUCAACCGAGUACGGAACCUUGUCACGGGCAAAUACGCGAGUGUUCCCGAAACGGCACGCGAUUACAAAGCUAGAGGGAUCCGAUGGGUUGUGGUGGCUGACGAGCACUAUGGUGAGGGAUCAUCUUCACAAGAACAUGCGGCAAUGGAACCACGCUACUUGAAUGGUGUUGCCGUGAUUGCCAAGUCCUUUGCUCGUAUCCACGAAACCAAUCUCAAACGACAAGGCAUGCUUCCUCUCACAUUUGCCAACCCUGAAGAUUACAACAAGGUGGAUCCAUCCGAUCUAGUCAGCAUUGUCGGCCUUUCAGACAACAGCAUGCAACUCACUUUGGUGCUGCACAAGGAGCGGGGAGACACAGUUGAGGUGCCUCUAUCACACACAUUUAGCAAAGAUCAGCUGGAAUGGUUCAAGGCAGGCUCGGCAUUAAAUGCCUUACGAGAAACACGUGUAUAA
Lichtheimia ornata is the source of this 2436-nucleotide messenger RNA. Its product is annotated as aconitate hydratase, mitochondrial. The coding region runs from base 1 to 2436 and encodes 811 amino acids. Gene Ontology annotation, cellular component: cytosol; mitochondrion. Lineage: Eukaryota; Fungi; Mucoromycota; Mucoromycetes; Mucorales; Lichtheimiaceae. Gene Ontology annotation, biological process: tricarboxylic acid cycle. The record is from RefSeq and is a predicted model, not a curated record. Gene Ontology annotation, molecular function: aconitate hydratase activity; 4 iron, 4 sulfur cluster binding. The transcript is spliced from 8 exons.